Polychytrium aggregatum is the source of this 834-nucleotide messenger RNA. RefSeq lists its product as uncharacterized. Gene Ontology annotation, cellular component: membrane. Bases 1 to 834 code for a protein of 277 amino acids. Lineage: Eukaryota; Fungi; Chytridiomycota; Chytridiomycetes; Polychytriales. The transcript is spliced from 4 exons. Gene Ontology annotation, molecular function: oxidoreductase activity, acting on the CH-CH group of donors. The record is from RefSeq and is a predicted model, not a curated record. Gene Ontology annotation, biological process: lipid metabolic process.
AUGCCCCAAGUCUUCAACACCCUCGAUCCUUACGCCUCGUCGCUGGUGGCUGCCUUCGUGGCCGACUUUGCCGUCCAGUUCGUGGCCUAUGUGCUGUCGGCUGCGUUGCAGACCGAGAAGCUCUUUGACCUAUCUGGCUGCGUCUCCUUCCUUGCCUCGGUUCUGGUAUCCGCCCUGUUGCGUCCGGACGGCGACAGGCUUGCACCUCGACAGAUCAUUGCCGCAGCCCUGCUUGCGGUCUGGUCGCUGCGGCUCGGCCUAUUCCUGUUCCAGCGAGUCCUGAGUCGGCCCGACAAGCGAUUCGACGAACUCAAAUCCAGUCCCGUCAAGUAUGCAGGCGUCUUUGUGAUGCAGUCGGUCUGGGUCUUUCUGUGCCCGCUUCCUGUGUGGAUCGUGCUGGCUCUGUACGGUCCAGAACAGCGUGCCAUCCAAUGGUCCGAUAUUGUUGGCAUCGCUAUCUGGGUUGCUGGUUUUGCGAUCGAAGCCAUUGCCGAUGUCCAAAAGUCGGCAUUCAAGUCGAAGCACCCAGACGCCUUCAUGAGCAGCGGGCUCUUCCGAUAUUCGCGCUACGCCAACUACUUUGGCGAAGUGACGCUAUGGUGCGGCAUGUUCGUGCUCUGCGCAUCGGGCUUCACAAGCGGUGUUCAGUGGAUCAGCAUCAUCUCGCCCGUCUUUGUCUACUGCCUGAUUGCCUUUGUGUCUGGCAUUCCGAUGCUCGAGAAGAGCUCCAGCCAAAAGUAUGGGCAGCUGCCAGAGUACCAAGACUAUGUCGCCAGGACGAGCAAAUUUUUCCUCUGGCUGCCAAAGAAGCAGGCGGCCACACCAGUGCCUUGA